Molecule: messenger RNA, 1404 nt
Organism: Pecten maximus
Lineage: Eukaryota; Metazoa; Mollusca; Bivalvia; Pectinida; Pectinidae
Product: sex-determining region Y protein-like
Exons: 2
Coding region: 1-1404 (467 amino acids)
Source: RefSeq, a predicted model, not a curated record
AUGAACAAUAGACGUCAGAAAGCUAGAAAAAUAGAUUUAGGGCGGCUGCAAGAAGAACCAGCAGAUGAGCAAGAAUAUAAAGACAACGCGAGAACGUUAAAACACUUGCAGGAGCAAGAAUAUAAAGACAACGCGAGAACCUUAAAACACGUGCAGGAGCAAGAAUAUAAAGACAACGCGAGAACCUUAAAACACGUGCAGGACCAAGAAUAUGGCGACAAUGCGAGAACAUUAAAACACGUGCAGGAGCAAGAAUAUAAAGACAAUGCGAGAACGUUAAAACACUUGCAGGAGCAAGAAUAUAACGACAAUGCGAGAACAUUAAAACACGUGCAGGAGCAAGAAUAUAACGACAAUGCGAGAACGUUAAAACACUUGCAGGAGCAAGAAUAUAAAGACAAUGCGAGAACGUUAAAACACUUGCAGGAGCAAGAAUAUAACGACAAUGCGAGAACAUUAAAACACGUGCAGGAGCAAGAAUAUAAAGACAAUGCGAGAACGUUAAAACACUUGCAGGAGCAAGAAUAUAACGACAACGCGAGAACAUUAAAACACGUGCAGGAGCAAGAAUAUAAAGACAAUGCGAGAACAUUAAAACACGUGCAGGAGCAAGAAUAUAAAGACAAUGCGAGAACGUUAAAACACUUGCAGGAGCAAGAAUAUAAAGACAAUGCGAGAACGUUAAAACACUUGCAGGAGCAAGAAUAUAAAGACAAUGCGAGAACGUUAAAACACUUGCAGGAGCAAGAAUAUAAAGACAAUGCGAGAACGUUAAAACACUUGCAGGAGCAAGAAUAUAAAGACAAUGCGAGAACGUUAAAACACUUGCAGGAGCAAGAAUAUAAAGACAAUGCGAGAACAUUAAAACACGUGCAGGAGCAAGAAUAUAAAGACAAUGCGAGAACGUUAAAACACUUGCAGGAGCAAGAAUAUAACGACAAUGCGAGAACAUUAAAACACGUGCAGGAGCAAGAAUAUAAAGACAAUGCGAGAACAUUAAAACACGUGCAGGAGCAAGAAUAUAACGACAAUGCGAGAACAUUAAAACACGUGCAGGAGCAAGAAUAUAAAGACAACGCGAGAACGUUAAAACACUUGCAGGAGCAAGAAUAUAAAGACAACGCGAGAACGUUAAAACACUUGCAGGAGCAAGAAUAUAAAGACAACGCGAGAACGUUAAAACACUUGCAGGAGCAAGAAUAUAAAGACAACGCGAGAACCUUAAAACACGUGCAGGACCAAGAAUAUGGCGACAACGCGAGAACGUUAAAACACGUGCAGGACCAAGAAUAUGGCGACAACGCGAGAACCUUAAAACACGUGCAGGGGCAAGAACAGGGCGACAACGCGAGAACGUUAAAACACGUGCUGUGCUGUGAUUAUGUAUCGUUGCACUAUGUAUAA